Molecule: messenger RNA, 1307 nt
Organism: Argentina anserina (silverweed cinquefoil)
Lineage: Eukaryota; Viridiplantae; Streptophyta; Magnoliopsida; Rosales; Rosaceae
Product: mitochondrial carnitine/acylcarnitine carrier-like protein
Exons: 4
Coding region: 220-1119 (299 amino acids)
Biological process (GO): mitochondrial L-ornithine transmembrane transport
Molecular function (GO): L-ornithine transmembrane transporter activity
Source: RefSeq, a predicted model, not a curated record
CUCAAUUGGAACCUAAGAGUGGCUGUGAUUGGCUUUUCUUCAUAUCAUUGUCGCCAACCACACUCCCCUCUUCCCUUCCUCAUCAGAAUCCCCCAACUCUCUCUGUCAGCCACACCUCUCUUCCUCUUCACUCCUCAACACAGUUGAUUGGACCAAUCUUGGACUCUUGGAUUGCUUCCAAAGAGCUCUGCUUUUCGGGUGUCAUCACAUAUUUUUCCAAUGGGGGAUGUGGCAAAAGAUCUAGCCUCUGGGACCAUUGGUGGGGUAGCACAAUUAGUAGUCGGGCAUCCAUUUGAUACCAUCAAGGUUAAACUCCAAAGCCAGCCUGCUCCAGUUCCUGGACAACCUCCUAAGUUCACAGGUGCUAUUGAUGCUGUCAAGCAGACAUUAGCAGCCGAAGGCCCAAGAGGUCUCUACAAAGGCAUGGGAGCUCCUCUUGCCACUGUUGCUGUCUUCAAUGCUGUCCUAUUCACAGUAAGAGGACAAAUGGAGGCUCUAUUGAGAUCUCAACCUGGUGUGCCCCUUACAAUCGGCCAACAGGUCAUUGCAGGGGGUGGGGCUGGAGUAGCUGUAUCAUUCCUGGCAUGCCCCACUGAGUUGAUCAAGUGCAGAUUGCAAGCACAGAGUGCAAUGGGGGAGACUGGUGCUGGUGCUGUAGCUGUUGCAGUGAAGUAUGGAGGGCCAAUGGAUGUGGCAAAGCAAGUACUUAAAUCAGAAGGUGGUGCAAGGGGUCUCUUCAAGGGCUUGGUUCCCACAAUGGCACGUGAAAUACCUGGAAAUGCUGCAAUGUUUGGUGUGUAUGAAACAAUCAAGCAGUUGAUUGCUGGCGGUCAGGAUACUUCUGGGCUGGGGAGAGGCUCUUUAAUGGCGGCUGGAGGUUUGGCUGGAGCAGCCUUCUGGGGUGCCGUGUACCCUACUGAUGUUGUCAAGAGUGUCCUUCAGGUAGAUGAUUACAAAAAUCCAAAGUUUACUGGUUCCAUGGAUGCGUUUAGAAAGAUCCUGGCCUCAGAAGGAACAAAAGGCCUCUAUAAGGGUUUUGGACCUGCUAUGUCGAGAAGUAUACCAGCCAAUGCGGCAUGUUUCUUGGCAUAUGAGGUCACGAGGUCAAGUUUGGGAUGACAAGUUACUUCGCUUCUGGUUGUUGAAUGUGGACUACAGUGAAAUUUAACAAUUUUCUUCAUUUCUUCAUGCAGAAGCCAAUUUGUCUGUAUAUUGGAUAUAUGAUUUGGAACUAGGAGUCCUCCAUAGUUUACAAUAACGUAUUGCUAUCUUUCCAGAAAAAGAAAAAAGAGAGCAUUCUUUUAUCA